ACACCUCCCAAUUUAAAAACCUAAAACAAAGCUACAAUAAUCAAGAAAGUAUGGUACUAGAAUAAGUAUGGAGAUACAGAACAAUGGAAUAGAAUUGAGAGUCAAGAAAUAAACACUUAUAUUUAUGGUCAAGUGAUUGUCAAUAAGGGUGACAAGCCAAUUCAAUGGAGAAAGAAUAGUCUUCAACAGAUGAUGCUGAGAAAAACAGUGUAUUCACAUGCAAAAGAAUGAAGUUGGACCUCUGCUUUACAACAUACACAUUGAAGACCUGAAAGUAUUAAGACCUAAAUAUAUAAAACUCUUAGAAAAAUUAUAGGAAUAAAUCUUCUUCGUGACCAUGGAAUAGGUAGUGUUUCUUAGAUGUGAAACCAAACCACAAGCAACAAAGAAAAAAUAGAUAAACUGGGACCCAGGAUUUCUACUCCUGCAUAUGAACUCAAGAGGAAUGGAAUUGUCUAUCUACAGAAAAGCAUGUACAUAAAUGUUCACAGGAGAAUGAUUUAUAAUAAGCAAAGAGUGGGGGGACACCUCAAAUGUCUAUCAACUGGUGAAUCAACAAAAUGUGAUGAAUGCUUGCAAUGCAGUGUUUUUCAGCCACAAAAAGGAAUGAAGUACUGCUGCUGCACCAUGGAUGAACCUUGCAAACACUGUGCUAACUGAAAGAAGCCAGACACCAAAAGACCACAUAUUCAAUUCCAUUUAUAAGAAAAAUCCAGAACUGGCACAUCCAUUAAGACACAAAGUAGAUUUGUAGUUGCAGGGGGCUGGAGAGAGAGAGGAAUGGGGAGAGACUGCUAAUGGGUAUAGGAUCUCUUUUGGGGGUGGUAAAAAUAUUCUAACUUAUAUCGUGGUGAUGGUUUCACAACCCUUGAAUAUACUAAAAUCCAUUUAGUUCUGUUGUUUAAAAGGGUGAAUUUUAUGGUAUGUGAAUUGUAUCUCAGUAAAAAGAUUUCACAGUCUGUCUGCAUUUCUUUACUUGUAUAGUGAGGCACCGCUGAUUGUGCUUUCUCUUGGCUAAUGCAGGGGUCAGCAAAUUUCUGUAAAGGGCCAAAUAAUAAAUCCAUUAGGCUUUGCAGGCCAUACAGUCUCUCAGCUCUCUCAGUUUUGCCAUUGUAGUUCAAAAGCAGCCAUAGACAAUCUGUAAGUGACUGGGUGUGGUUGUGUUCCAAUAAAACUUUAUUAAUACCGAAAUUUCAAUUUCACAUCAUGUUCAUGUGUCACUAAAUAGUAUUUUCAUUGUCUUCUUCAACCAUAUAAAAAUGUAAAAAUCACUCUCGGCUCAUGGCCUGUGAAAAGCAGGUGGUCAGAAAGAUUUGGCCUAUAGGCUAGUACUUUGCCAACUUCUAUGCUGUUGCUACAAACAGCUUUAAAUACAUGUUAGCAGCUUCAUUAGAGGAGAUAUUAUUCUUGUCCCUAUUUCGAAGAUGAGGCAGUUGAGAAUUCCAGAGGCUGAGACGAGCCACUCAGAUACUGGUUGCCAGGGCUGGUCCUCUACUCUAUUGAGUUCCAGAACCUGUGCCAAGAAACCACCAUCUUCCUGUCUGACCCAUCUGGGUCAGUCAAGGCAGCUCAGACCCUUCUAGCUGUGCAGGUCACUGCGUGCUUCUCUGACUUGGCCUCUGCGCCUGCCUGGUGCCAUUCAUUAUCCUGCAUCUUCCAUUCAUUCUGGAAUGCCCACUUCCUUCACUCCCUUCUAGUAUGCUUUUCCAUACUGCUGAGCCAACACCCACAUUGAGCUGGGGGAAAAACAAAUCCACCACCUUGCCUCGCUUUCAGACUUUCCUCGUGACUCACUCCUUCUGGGAAGGCAAUGCCUUGGCCACCUUUUGACCCUAAAUCCAGCUGGAACCGAGUCCGCCUUGCUGGCUGCUGAGCUCUGCCUUGAUCAUCUGUCUUUCGGGAGGCAGAUUGGCUGUGCAUCAUUUCAGCCCUCUGCAGUGACAAUUUUUUUAGAGCCUCUUUGUUUCAUUUAGUACCCAGCCCUUGGUUAGGACCUUCAAGGAAGUUAAAACCCCAGUGGCACCUUUUAUUUAGGGAUCGCUGACUCACUCGGCCUCAGUCUUCUACUCGCCUUUCCCACCUCCACCUGACAUCCUGGGACAGUUGGCAGACCUUCCCUCCAUGGCUCAGGUGGGCAGGAGGCAGAGUCAGCAGGGGAGUGUCCCAGAAGCUUUUGUUGACAAUUCCAGUUUCCGAACAAAACAUUUCGGCAAUGGUGAGGGCUUCGAUCCCUUCUCUGAUUUGCUGUCAGCCAUGAACGGAUGGAUGUGAUGCCUGCUAGCCAAAAGGCUUCCCUCUGUGUGUUGCAGUCCUGUGGCAUUAUGCAUGCCCCCUCCCAGUGACCCCAGGCUUUUUAUGGCUGUGAGACACGUUAAAUUUUCAGGGGUAAGACGUGACCUUUUGAGGUGACUAUAACUGAAGAUUGCUUUACAGAAGCCAAAAAAGGUUUUUGAGUCAUGAUGCAAGAAUCUGGGACUGAGACAAAAAGUAACGGUUCAGCCAUCCAGAAUGGGUCGGGCGGCAGCAACCACUUACUAGAGUGCGGCGGUCUUCGGGAGGGGCGGUCCAACGGAGAGACGCCAGCCGUGGACAUCGGGGCAGCUGACCUCGCCCACGCCCAGCAGCAGCAGCAACAGGCACUUCAGGUGGCAAGACAGCUCCUCCUUCAGCAGCAACAGCAGCAGCAAGUUAGUGGAUUAAAAUCUCCCAAGAGGAAUGACAAACAACCAGCUCUUCAGGUUCCCGUGUCAGUGGCUAUGAUGACACCUCAAGUUAUCACUCCCCAGCAAAUGCAGCAGAUCCUCCAGCAACAAGUGCUGAGCCCUCAGCAGCUCCAGGUUCUCCUUCAGCAGCAGCAGGCCCUCAUGCUUCAACAGCAGCAGCUUCAAGAGUUUUAUAAAAAACAACAGGAACAGUUGCAGCUUCAACUUUUACAACAACAACAUGCUGGAAAACAGCCUAAAGAGCAACAGCAGGUGGCUACCCAGCAGUUGGCUUUUCAGCAGCAGCUUUUACAGAUGCAGCAGUUACAGCAGCAGCACCUCCUGUCUUUGCAGCGCCAAGGCCUUCUGACAAUUCAGCCCGGGCAGCCUGCCCUUCCCCUUCAACCUCUUGCUCAAGGCAUGAUUCCAACAGAACUGCAGCAGCUCUGGAAAGAAGUGACAAGUGCUCAUACUGCAGAAGAAACCACAGGCAACAAUCACAGCAGUUUGGAUCUGACCACGACAUGUGUCUCCUCCUCUGCACCUUCCAAGACCUCCUUAAUAAUGAACCCACAUGCCUCUACCAAUGGACAGCUCUCAGUCCACACUCCCAAAAGGGAAAGUUUGUCCCAUGAGGAGCACCCCCAUAGCCAUCCUCUCUAUGGACAUGGUGUAUGCAAGUGGCCAGGCUGUGAAGCAGUGUGCGAAGAUUUCCAAUCAUUUCUAAAACAUCUCAACAGUGAGCAUGCGCUGGACGAUAGAAGUACAGCCCAAUGUAGAGUACAAAUGCAGGUUGUACAGCAGUUAGAGCUACAGCUUGCGAAAGACAAGGAGCGCCUGCAAGCCAUGAUGACCCACCUGCAUGUGAAGUCUACAGAACCCAAAGCCGCCCCUCAGCCCUUGAAUCUGGUAUCAAGUGUCACUCUCUCCAAGUCCGCAUCAGAGGCUUCUCCACAGAGCUUACCUCAUACUCCAACGACCCCAACCGCCCCCCUGACUCCCGUCACCCAAGGCCCCUCCGUCAUCACCACCACCAGCAUGCACACGGUGGGACCCAUCCGCAGGCGGUACUCAGACAAAUACAACGUGCCGAUUUCGUCAGCAGAUAUUGCGCAGAACCAAGAAUUUUAUAAGAACGCAGAAGUUAGACCACCAUUUACAUAUGCAUCUUUAAUUAGGCAGGCCAUUCUCGAAUCUCCAGAAAAGCAGCUAACACUAAAUGAAAUCUAUAACUGGUUCACACGAAUGUUUGCUUACUUCCGACGCAACGCAGCCACGUGGAAGAAUGCAGUGCGUCAUAAUCUUAGUCUUCACAAGUGUUUUGUGCGAGUAGAAAACGUUAAAGGGGCAGUAUGGACAGUGGAUGAAGUAGAAUUCCAAAAACGAAGGCCACAAAAGAUCAGUGGUAACCCUUCCCUUAUUAAAAACAUGCAGAGCAGCCACGCCUACUGCACACCUCUCAAUGCAGCUUUACAGGCUUCAAUGGCUGAGAAUAGUAUACCUCUAUACACUACCGCUUCCAUGGGAAAUCCCACUCUGGGCAACUUAGCCAGCGCAAUACGGGAAGAGCUGAAUGGGGCAAUGGAGCAUACCAACAGCAACGAGAGUGACAGCAGUCCAGGCAGAUCUCCUAUGCAAGCCGUGCAUCCUGUACAUGUCAAAGAAGAGCCCCUCGAUCCAGAGGAAGCUGAAGGGCCCCUGUCCUUAGUGACAACAGCCAACCACAGUCCAGAUUUUGACCAUGACAGAGAUUACGAAGAUGAACCAGUAAACGAGGACAUGGAGUGAAUAUCGGGGCGGGCCAACCCCGAGAGUGAAGAUUGGAAAAAGGAAAAAACAAAACAAAACACGUCAAAAGUUAGCAGUGAAAUUGUUCUCCAUUUGUUGUACAGUCUGGAGGAUUUUCACUACAUUUUGACAACUCUGAAAUGUGUUAACUCUUAGUGCCAUCAAGAACCCCAUUUGGGAGUAUUUUUGAUUUUUCUACUUUUUGUUGAAAAAAGGAAUUUGUACUCUGUGCAUUGGAUGGACUUGUUUGGUACUUGGGAUUUUCCUCUCUUAACCGUCAACAUCAGUGUUGUAAAUUUGCUAAACUGAUUCACUUUUAGCAGCAGACUUUGAACUGCAGUCCUGCCAACGUUGGACACUGAGGACGCCCGACGGAGCUUGUGCACCUAAGCUGCAGACCAAGCCUUUGCCCAGAAUUUAAGGAUUCCAAUGGACGACCUAUUUGCACAGUACUGCAUGUUGAUUAUCACUGCCUUUACUCCAUUUUUUUUUUUUUUUUUUUUUUUUUUUUUUUUUUUUUUUUUGCUUCCAGUUGGGAUGGGGAAGACCUUUGUGUGUGUAUUGGGGGGAGGGGUUAAAAAAAUAAUUAUCCCAAACUUUUUAAUGUAUUGCUUUUUUUUUUUUUUCUUCUACUAUACCAUUUUAAGUUCUGACCUCAGGCCUCCAUUUGGGCCGAUGGCCUCUUGGAGGCUUAAAGUUUUCUGUACCUUGUGAUGAAUGUUCAUAGGUGUUUUUAUUAUACAAAGCUGAAUGUCAUUUCUCGUUUGUAGCUUUCUGUCACUCAUUCCAUCUUCCUUCAGACAUCACCAUGUUUCUCUAAAGUCAGAAAACAUUCCGUUUUGGUCUUUUUCAAAAAGGUCCCAAAUGCUGCACUCUACACAUGAAGGCCCUCUCACACAGACGUGACGUCCUGCCAGAAAAAGAAUGAAUGACAGAAAAAAAAAAAAAAAGAGACAUACUCUAGGAACAAUGCCGAUUCAUUCCACGCAGCAGUAUUGGGGGUGGCUGGGGGAGGGGUGUUUUGGAUUUUUUUUUUUUUUUUUUUUUUUUGCAGCAACCAUCAUUCUUAAUAAAUGCCACCACAUUCUACCAGCACAAGGAAACAUAGGCAGCACUGAAAAAAAAUUUAAAAAAACUAAUAGUAAUUAGACUGACAAUAUGGCCUUGGAAGGCUCUCCCUGGUGGAACCAAGUUGCCAUGGGCCUUGGGCCCUCUGUGAUAGCGAGUGUGGGUUGGUUUUGUUUGCAAAAUGGCCAAAACCCCGGUUUCCCUGAGCAGCUGCCCUGAAAGUAGGGGUGGCAGCGGCACUGAGUUUAUACAUUAGUUCAAACCUACUUGGUGGCAUUAAACGGUUUGAAUGCAAAUUCGAUUUCAGAUUGAACUUGUUAAGGGAGUUAAUGAGGACUGAGUUCAGCAAAUGCUAAAGUGUUAAUUUCAAAUAUGCAAAUUUGGUACUGCAGUUUGUUAUGCAAUAUUAUGUCACCAACCCAGUAUCACAGAAACUCAUAGAAGAUAUCAUUAGGCCCUGGGCUUUGGGGGUCCCAAACAUGGUAUGCAGAAUGUGAUGGUUACAGGUCAGUACAACCUCAGUCCUUAGAACCCCUCCACACUUCCACUCUGCACCCACUUUCCUGUCAUUUAUUUAUAUAGGACUAUAGUUUUUUUUUAGUUUGAGAGCCUUUCGAAGCUUAAUUUAUAUUCUUUGUACCUUUUUUUCUAAAAUUACCAAAGAUAUUACACAAAGGUAAAUUAUGUUCUCUGUUUUAUGCUUUAUCUGAUGAAGCCAAAUAUCCUCUUAUUGUUGAUCAAAGGAGGCAAAAGAAUUUAGAGGCAAAUGACAAGCGAUAGGCUAUUGCAACCUGAGAAAGAGAACUGCUCCUUCAUCGUAAAUUUAGAAGACCAAGUAGAUAAUCGAACCAAAGUUGUUACUUUUUUCUAGUAUUUUUCCUUUUUCUUUUUGUGUACCUCUACAGAGACCAAAACUCAUUCUCUUAAAGAGAUUUUAUGGGACUACUGCAGAUAAAAAUAGGACACAAUAUUAAAGGAGCUACAGAAGGAAGGCAGUCCCAUCUCAAAAAAAAAUGAAUGUAUGCCACUGCAAUUUAGAGUAUCCAAUAAAGGAGACAGUUUAGAGUCAGAACAGAAAAGCUUCCAUAAUUGAACUAGAUCACAUAAUAAUAUUUCUAGAAGAAAAGAUGUUUUUAGAUUGUAUGCCACUUUUGUUUAAGAACUGUGCUGUGAUCACUGUAUUAAUUUUGGUUUAUCUUGGCAUAUAUCCUUCAGUUUGUUUUUUUAAUUUUUCCUUUUUUUCCGAUUAGGCUUUGGUCAGCAUUUUUCAUUUAAAGAAAAGUAACACUCCCAUCCACUCAUAAGCUUGGUACAAAAACUUCUCUGGCAGUUACUUUUGAAGCUUCACUCUGCUUUCUGUAUAAAGGGCAGUCUGUGGUCACGCAAGACUUUAACAAAAAAAAAAAAAAAAAAAAAAAAAAAAACUUUUCCAGGCAGCUUCAUGAUGUGCAGGCAGUAGCCAGACAGGGUCAUGGGAAGGGGGCCCUGUGCUUCUAAACUGAGUGGUUGCUGGUUAGUUUGGUAUUCAAAAGAGGAUAAAAAUCUGGUAGAUUAGUUCAUUCUCAGCAUGUGUAGCUAGACAUGAGUAAAGAUAACAGCAUGAGAAACUGUUAGUACGCAUACCUCAGUUCAAACCUUUAGGGAAUGAUUAAAAUUAAAAAAAAAAAAAAACAUUUCACUCAGUUGCACUUAGUCGUAUGUCUUGCAUGCUUAGUCUAAAGACUGUAGCAAAAAAAAAAAAAAAGAAAAAUUAGAUUUUACAUAUCUUUGCAGGUAUCACAGCCUUGCAGAAGAACCAACUGAAAAAAAAAUUCUCAGGCUUUACAGCAAGCAAACUUCACUAUGAUUUUUACAAUUCCGAUUCUGUAUCCCCUGGGGGUUAUCCCAGUUGCUUCUUUAGGAUGGGGUUUAUUAUGUUGUACAUAUAUCCCGAUGUGUCUGUGUGAAUCUUUGUCUUUUUUGGGGGAGGGCAGAGGGCGGUUCUUUUUUUAGAUAUUGUUCCUAAAAAGGAAUAAAUGCAUACACCUGUUUGUCAAAACACCUUUGCUUUUUGUGCAACUGCUUUAUAUUAACGAUACUAAAAAAAUAGCUUUGGAAAAAAAACUACUGUAUGUAAUGGAAUUGCAGAAUAUGCUGCACAUGUAUUUUAUUUAGUUAUCCUUGCUUUAAGAAUAUUGGAUGACAUUUCCUGACAUGUGGGAGGGAGAAACUCCCUAACUUUUUUUUUCUGCUUUUAAAUUGUAACAUAGUUGAAGAUUUCUUUUUUUUCUGUUCUCAUUGAUUGGAGCAUUUUGUACAGGUUUUGUGUGUGUGUGUGUGUGUGCGCGCGCGCGUGUGCGUGUGUGUUAAUCUGUUUUUUGAUACAUUCCUAUCCGUUGUGUUUAUCCUACCACUGCCUUUCUGACUAUCUUAAGUUCAUACAUUUGAAAAGAAAAAAAAAAUGUUGUUUAAAAAAU
Molecule: messenger RNA, 8014 nt
Organism: Chlorocebus sabaeus (green monkey)
Lineage: Eukaryota; Metazoa; Chordata; Mammalia; Primates; Cercopithecidae
Source: RefSeq, a predicted model, not a curated record